Molecule: messenger RNA, 2483 nt
Organism: Episyrphus balteatus (marmalade hoverfly)
Lineage: Eukaryota; Metazoa; Arthropoda; Insecta; Diptera; Syrphidae
Gene: SdhA
Product: succinate dehydrogenase [ubiquinone] flavoprotein subunit, mitochondrial
Exons: 6
Coding region: 185-2161 (658 amino acids)
Biological process (GO): mitochondrial electron transport, succinate to ubiquinone; tricarboxylic acid cycle
Molecular function (GO): succinate dehydrogenase (quinone) activity; electron transfer activity; flavin adenine dinucleotide binding
Source: RefSeq, a predicted model, not a curated record
UCGAGUGAUUUUGAUCGAAGAAGAGAAAAGAAAUCAAAUAUCAAAUUCGCGGUGAUAACGCAGGUGGCUGGGCUGCUCAAAAAAGAAAUAAGUUCGAAGUGUUAAUUAAUUAUUUAUUUUUCAACUUAAAAUUUUGUAUUAUUUCGUGUGAUAACUGAUAAAUUGUGCUACAUAUUCUGCCGAUAUGGCCAGUCUUAUACGACUACCGUCGAUUCUCGCUAGGAAUGCAACAGCAAUGACCAGAGCAUCUUCCUUGCUGACCUCUCGUAAGCUGCAUAUUACUCACGGGCCUUCAAAUGUCACAAAAUCCGAUGCGAUUUCGAAGGAGUAUCCCAUUGUAGACCAUGAAUACGAUGCCAUUGUAGUUGGUGCAGGUGGUGCUGGUUUGCGUGCUGCAUUUGGUUUGGUUGCCGAAGGAUUCAAAACUGCGGUGAUUACAAAACUAUUUCCCACAAGGUCACAUACUAUUGCCGCACAAGGUGGUAUCAAUGCAGCCCUUGGUAAUAUGGAAGAAGACGAUUGGAAAUGGCAUAUGUAUGAUACAAUUAAGGGUUCCGAUUGGUUGGGAGAUCAAGACGCAAUUCAUUUUAUGACUCGUGAAGCAGCAAAAGCCGUUAUAGAGCUGGAGAACUAUGGAAUGCCAUUCUCGCGUACACCCGAUGGUAAAAUCUAUCAACGUGCUUUUGGUGGUCAGAGUUUGAAGUUCGGCAAAGGUGGUCAAGCGCAUAGAUGUUGUGCUGUUGCCGACAGAACUGGCCAUUCUUUACUGCACACUCUGUACGGACAAUCACUAAGUUACGAUUGUAACUACUUCAUUGAAUAUUUUGCACUUGAUCUUUUGUUCGAAAAUGGUGAAUGCCGUGGUGUGAUUGCAUUAUGUCUGGAAGAUGGAACACUCCAUCGUUUCCGUGCAAACAACACAGUUAUUGCUACUGGUGGUUAUGGUCGUACUUACUUCUCUUGUACAUCUGCGCAUACAUGUACGGGUGACGGAACAGCUAUGGUUGCACGACAAAAUCUUCCAAAUCAAGAUUUAGAAUUUGUUCAGUUCCAUCCAACUGGUAUUUACGGUGCUGGAUGUCUUAUUACUGAAGGCUCUCGCGGUGAAGGCGGUUAUCUGGUAAAUUCAAAAGGAGAAAGAUUCAUGGAGCGUUACGCUCCCGUGGCCAAAGAUUUGGCCUCCCGUGAUGUAGUAUCGCGAUCAAUGACUGUGGAAAUAAUGGAAGGUCGUGGUUGUGGACCUGAGAAGGAUCAUGUUUAUUUACAACUGCACCAUUUACCACCAGAGCAAUUGGCCCAGAGAUUGCCUGGUAUUUCUGAAACAGCUAUGAUUUUCGCUGGAGUGGAUGUUACUCGUGAACCUAUACCUGUUCUGCCAACCGUUCACUAUAACAUGGGUGGAGUACCAACGAACUAUCGAGGACAAGUUUUAACCAUUGAUAAAAACGGAAAAGAUGUUGUUGUACCUGGAUUAUAUGCCUGUGGUGAGUCAGCCUCAUCGUCCGUUCACGGAGCCAACCGUUUGGGUGCUAAUUCGUUGUUGGAUUUGGUUGUAUUUGGUCGUGCCUGUGCAAAAACAAUAUCUGAAGAGUGCAAACCUGGUGCACCUGCACCAUCGCUUUCUGAUAAUGCUGGAGAGGCUUCUGUGGCUAACUUAGAUAAAUUGCGAUAUGCUGAUGGUAAGAUAUGCACAGCUGAUUUAAGAUUAAAAAUGCAGAAAGCUAUGCAAAAGCAUGCUGCUGUAUUCCGUGAUGGUCCAGUACUUCAAGAGGGAUGCAAGGUUAUGGGAGAAAUCUUCAAUGAGUUCAAAGAUAUUAAAGUAUCAGAUAGAUCUCUCGUUUGGAACUCCGAUCUUGUUGAGACUUUGGAAUUACAAAAUCUGUUAACUAAUGCAGUUAUGACUAUUGUUGGAGCAGAAAACCGCAAAGAAUCUCGUGGUGCACACGCUCGUGAAGAUUUCAAAGUCCGUAUUGAUGAAUUUGAUUAUAGCAAACCUAUUGAAGGACAGGAAAGAAAACCAUUGGAUCAACAUUGGCGCAAGCAUACACUGUUGUGGAUAAACCCAGAAACAGGCAAUGUUGAAAUUAAAUACAGAAAUGUGAUUGACACACCUUUAGAUGACUCGGUACAAGCAGUACCUCCAGCGGUUCGCUCAUACUAAACAAAUAAAACUCUCACAGUAUCGAAAAGCAGACAAAAAAUGUAGUAACUUAUUUCUAAAUGUAUUUAAAACCAUCAAGUACUUUAAAAUGCCUCUCGAUUUCUAACCUUUUUUUAUUUUUGUCAAAAACAAAACAAAUAUUAAUAAAACGCUCAUAAAUACUUAAACAUUGAUUUAUGUCUAAAAAAACAUGUUCCCUAUUUUUCUGACUAUUUUAGUUUGUUAUUUCCUAUAUAAUUUAUUAGAUUGUUAUACUAUGUCGAAGAUAUUACAAUAUUUGUAUUAAACGAAGAAAUUAACUAGUUUUUGAUUUCAUUAUAUA